AUGUCCGACGUCGAGCAGUUCAGCGGCCACCUGAAGGACAGCAAAGGCGGAAUCAAAGCCGAGCUCGACGUCUUCGUCGGUAAGGGCGGCCUUCGCCUCGUCAAGACGGACGGCAAAGUCCUCGGCGCGUUCCCGCUGCAGCGCAUACAGCAAUGGGGCAUCCCCUCGCCCGGGGUGUUCAAGCUCUCCGUGCAGAACGGCGACAAGGUGGUCGCGCUCGUCGUGCACGGCGACGCGGACGAGAUCGUCGCGAUAGUGGACGCGCUCGAGCGCAAAGUCGCGCAGAUCAUCGAGGACACGAGAGCGGUGGAGGAAGGCCGCGCGCCGAUGGACGUGAGCAGCCCGCCGCCGAGGGCGGCGCCGGCGUCGCCGCCGCGGUCGCCGCGACCCGCGUUCGCCGCCGCGAGCGAGACGUCGACGGAGGAGGACGACGACGUCGGGAGGGACGAAGUCGUCGACGACGUCGGAAGGACGUCGGACGACGACGCGCCGAAGCCGAUGGACGCGGACGAGGUCAGCGACGAGGUCGCGGGAGGCGGCGUCGGCUCGUCGUCGCCGAGGCGGUCGUCCGCCUGGGGAGAGCAGGAGCCGGCGCGGGACGACGACGACGACGACGACGACGACGCGCCGCCGCCGCCGCCGCCGCCGGGCGCGGCGGCGGCGGUCUCGCCGCCGAUUCCGGCGGCGGCGCGGAUGCCCGCGUCCCCCGGCGCGCUCGCGGCGGUCUCCGCGGCCGCGGCGGGGGAGAUCAACGCGCUGAAGCGCGAUAUCGCGGCGGCGGAGGAGGAGCUGUCGCGCGAGCGCGAAACGAGAGAGGAGGCGCAGCGGGCGCUGUUCAAGGCGAACGCGGAGUGCGCGGCGCUGAGGGAAGACGCGAGGACGGCGAGGGCGGAGGCGGCGAGAGACGCCGCGAGCGCGGAGGAGGCGCUCGAGAGGGAGCUUGCGCGGGUCGCGGAGGAGGCCGCGGAGGCGUCCAAAGACGCGCACGCGGCGCGGAGUGAAGCGAAAGCGGCGACGGCGCGCGCGGAGAAGGCGGAACGAGACGCGGAGGACGCGAGAGAAGAGGCUGAGGCGAGCGCGCGCGCGGCGGCGGAGUCGGAGAAGGAGGCGACGGGGAAAGUCCUUAAGGAACGGCGUGCACCACGCGAACGGGGUCGUAUGGGAAGCAGUCUCACCUCCGCCGCCGCCGCCGCCGCCGCCGCCGCCUCCGCCGCGACCGUGGCGUCGAGCGCGACCGCGGACGUCGACGCGGACGCGACCGAUGCGCUCGACGAGGUACGGGAAGCGCUCGAAGACGAACGAGCCCAGAGGAACGCCCUCGAAGCCGAGCUCGAAGGCACGCGGGAGAGACUCGCGUCCGCGGAGGAAGCCGCGGAGAAGGCUGGGAAGGACGUCUCGAAGUUGACGAACGAAGUCCGCGCGUUGGAGCGCGAGCUCAGCGAGAUCACGGCGUCGAAAGAAGCCGCGGAGAAGCGCGCGGACGAAGCCGAGACCGCGCUCGCGGCGCGCUCGCCUCCGUCGUCGCCAAGAGCGGCGGCGGCGGCUGCGGAACCUCCCCCGGCGGCUUCAUUCCAAGCCGCGGAGGACGCGCGUCGCGCCGCGGCGAACGCGGAGACCGAACUCUCGAACGCGCGCGGGUUGCUCGCGGCGAUGACGUUACGCGCGGAGAAAGCGGAAGCGGCCGCGAACGACGCGAACGCGAAAGCGGAGUCCGCGGAGAGCCUGCUGACGCAGGUGGAGUCGGCGGCGGAGAAAGCGCUCGCGCGCGCGGACGCCGCGGAGGCGGACGCGAAAGCGCGUCACGAAGAGCUCGCGAGGAUCCACGAGGACCAAUCCGGCGUGGGCGCGAGAGACAUCGCCGCGGUCGCCGCCGCGGAAGCGGAGCGCGCCGCCGCCGCGGAGACGCGCUGCGCGUCGUUGGAGAAGCAACUCGAAGCCGCCGCGGAGGCGCGCGCCGAUUUAGGUCGUCGACUCGCGGACGCCGCCGCGGACGCGGCGGAGGCGAGAGGCGCCGCCGCCGCGGCGACGGACGCGCUCGAAGACGCGUUCGCGUCCGCGCGCGCGAUCGCCGCGCGCGAGGGCGCCGCGCGUAAAGCCCAGGCGGAAGCGGAGUCGAGGCUCUCGAGCGUGAACGCAGAGAUCGCGUUAGCGUUGGAGAGCGCGGCGUCGGCGGAGGAUCUCCGGAUGCGCGCCGCGACGGCGGAGGCGCGGUUAGAGAGCGCCGCGCGGGAGGGCGCGCGCGCGGCGGCGCGCGCGCAGGCGGAGACGAGCGAGUGGAGGGCGAAGUGCGUCGCGCAGGAGAAGGAGCUUGCGGUGUUGCGGUUGGAGACGGUGAAGGCGUCGAGCGAGACGGUGGCCGCGGCGCGUGCGGCGUUUUCAUCGCGGGACGACGACGACUGCUUUUCGUCUUCUUCUCCGGCGAAGGAGAACGCGCGCCCGAGCGACGCGAAUAUUCGCGAGACGACGAGCGGUAUUUCGAUGGACGGGGAUUUUUCCUUCUCCCGCCCGCCGCCGAUGCCGCCGCCGCCGUCGUACGCGAAGUUCCGACCUUCGUCAUCGCCGGGGGGCGGCGGCGCGGCGUCGGCGGGCGCGACGCGACCGGGGAGCGCGGCGGCGACGCCCGGGGGUCGGGGAUCGCUGCUCACCGCGGAGUUUCUCGACUCGCUGCGCGGACGGCUGUCCACGGUCCGCGACUUGUUGGAGUCGCCCGCGGGCGGGGGCGGUGGGGGCGGCGGGGGCGAGGCCUCCGACGCGAAGCGGUACCCGGACGUCUACCCGUGA
Molecule: messenger RNA, 2781 nt
Organism: Micromonas pusilla CCMP1545
Lineage: Eukaryota; Viridiplantae; Chlorophyta; Mamiellophyceae; Mamiellales; Mamiellaceae
Exons: 3
Coding region: 1-2781 (926 amino acids)
Source: RefSeq, a predicted model, not a curated record